Priapulus caudatus is the source of this 501-nucleotide messenger RNA. RefSeq lists its product as uncharacterized. Gene Ontology annotation, molecular function: nucleic acid binding. NCBI's taxonomy places the organism in Eukaryota, Metazoa, Priapulida, Priapulimorpha, Priapulimorphida, Priapulidae. The coding region runs from base 1 to 501 and encodes 166 amino acids. The transcript has a single exon. The record is from RefSeq and is a predicted model, not a curated record. Gene Ontology annotation, biological process: DNA integration.
AUGGCCUACAGUCUUGAAACGGAUGGUUUCUUGAAUGCGUUUUUUCGCAUGGUCAACCGGCGAGGACUUCCAGAAGAAAUGAGCUCCGACAACGGAACCAACUUUGUAGGAGCAUGUAACGAACUACGAAGUUUAGUAGCACAGAUCAACCAUGAGAAAGUUCAGAACGCCACAGGCGCGGUCAAAUGGCAUUUUAACCCGGCCCUGGCACCACAUUUCGGUGGCGUCCACGAGACGAUGAUUAAAUCUGCCAAGCGAGCGAUAUACGCAAUACUUCAGAACGCAGACAUCAACGAUGAGGAGCUGUUGACAGCUUUCACCGGAGCUGAAGCGUUGCUCAACUCACGACCACUGACGUAUCAGUCAGCGAAUCCUGCUGACAACACGCCACUAACGCCGAACCACUUCUUGCACGGCAAGUUGGUGGAAAAUUCGCGCCAGAGUCUGUCGACACGACUCCAUUUAACGUGCGAAAACGGUGGCGCCGCGUGCAGGAAUUAG